Messenger RNA from Helianthus annuus (common sunflower), 468 nucleotides. RefSeq lists its product as uncharacterized. Bases 1 to 468 code for a protein of 155 amino acids. The transcript has a single exon. Lineage: Eukaryota; Viridiplantae; Streptophyta; Magnoliopsida; Asterales; Asteraceae. The record is from RefSeq and is a predicted model, not a curated record.
AUGGUAGGAGUUUAUUCGGUCGAAUUGGACGCUGAGAAAAACUUGUUUAAAAUAUCCGGAGAAGUUAAUCCAAACAUACUAUUAAAGGCGGUAUUGAGUACAGGCGAGCAUGCUGAGCUUGUUACGGUUAAAAUGAAGCACCCACAACUAAGACAAAGAACCUACAAUUAUGGUUCAUAUGGUCCCGCAAACGGUUAUCAUCUGCCUUAUUAUAGAGAUGCCGGUUAUAGCAAUAGGUCACUGGCUAACUAUCCUUAUUAUGAAACUAAUGGUCAUAAUUACUACCCUUAUAGCCUGCCACGUGACCCGCCCCUAAUUGACUACCCGUCUUCUUACAAUAACUAUUACACCACCACCAGUGACUACCAAUAUCCACCGCCACGGGCCACCUAUGUGCCGUCAUACCCACCGCAAGAAUAUGACCAGUAUGAUAAUUUUGAUAGCAUCAGCCCUUGCACUAUCGUGUGA